GCCGAUCAGUUCGCCGAGAGCCACGCGAGUUGGUGGUGUCGCCGUGGAGAAAGCCGGAAAAAGUCUAGAGAAAUGAGUCGAGCCUGGUUGUGUCUGCUGAUCUGCCUGGCCUUAAGCUGCCUCCUUAAUCAGGCUGUAGCCCAGGAUCAGGCAGCCUCGCAACCGGCAGCGAAUCCCCUGCUGAAACAAUCCCAGAACACCUUCAUCCAGUGGGUUCUGUCACUUCUGCCCCAACGUCCCGGAAGCUCUGAUUCGGAAAAUGCCACUCUGGCCACCUUGAGCAGUAGUUCGAUGAUGCCGGAGGCCUCGUCCACCACCUCGACCACCACACCUGCUCCAUCGUCCAGCACCACCACAACGAGAAGGGCCACCACCCCGGCACCACCCACUCUGAAUCCACCGAGGAAUUGCAGUGACUGUGUCUGUGGAAUUGCCAAUAUCCAGAAGAGAAUCGUGGGUGGCCAGGAAACGGAGGUUCAUCAGUAUCCCUGGGUGGCCAUGUUGCUCUAUGGUGGAAGGUUCUACUGUGCCGCCUCCUUGCUGAACGAUCAAUUCCUGCUGACUGCCUCGCAUUGCGUCUAUGGAUUCCGGAAGGAGAGAAUUUCGGUGAGGCUACUCGAACACGACCGCAAGAUGUCGCACAUGCAAAAGAUCGACCGCAAGGUGGCCGAGGUGAUCACGCAUCCCAAGUACAAUGCCAGGAACUACGACAACGACAUAGCCAUCAUCAAGUUGGAUGAACCGGUGGAGUUCAAUGAGAUCCUUCAUCCCGUCUGUAUGCCAACGCCGGGGAGGAGUUUCAAGGGCGAGAACGGCAUAGUCACUGGUUGGGGAGCACUCAAAGUUGGAGGACCAACAUCUGAUACACUACAGGAGGUUCAAGUGCCCAUUUUAUCGCAAGAUGAAUGCCGGAAGAGUCGCUAUGGUAACAAGAUCACGGAUAACAUGUUGUGUGGAGGAUACGACGAGGGUGGCAAGGACUCGUGUCAAGGCGACAGCGGAGGUCCUUUGCACAUCGUGGCAAGUGGAACGCGAGAGCAUCAGAUCGCCGGCGUGGUUUCGUGGGGCGAGGGCUGCGCCAAGGCCGGUUAUCCUGGUGUCUAUGCCAGAGUCAAUCGCUAUGGAACCUGGAUCAAGAACCUCACCAAACAGGCUUGCCUUUGCCAGCAGGAAACCAAGAAGAUCAAGUAGCGACCAUCUAGCUAUUUCUGUAUCUUUUAAUAGUUAAAUACUCUUGCUGCGUUGGUAACGAAUAUGGGAGAAUAAGUGCAAAUUUUAGGGGAACUAUAGAAACGCUCUUUAAUUAAUAAUGAAAAAUUUGUUAUAUCAGGAUUUCAUAUCUUGCAUACAAUGUGAUAUUUCUCAAGAUAUUGGUGUAGGAAAAAAUAUUACAAAAAUGAAUUUGGCUUGGGCAUUUAUGACAUUUUUAAAUAUAGCUAACACAAUGAGUUCCCAUAAGAUUUUCUCUUUAAUCUCCUCAAUUUAACAAUAUACAAAUUCUUAAAAUGCAAUAGUAUCCAUUGAAAGAUAAGUUUUCAUUACAAAAAGCUUAUUAUUUCCUGAAUUAUUAAAACAUUGUCCCAAGAAUCAAUCUAUUUUCGCCGAAAAUAGUUUUGUACUUUCUAGGGAUAUAUGAUUCAGAACUUUUUUAAAAUAUCAGAUCAGUGUAUACCCAACCUUUGCAAGAGUAUUCCAGCUUCGGCCACGUCGAAGAUCCUAUUCUCAAGCUGUUUUGUAUUUAUUGAUUAAAAGAAAAGU
Molecule: messenger RNA, 1758 nt
Organism: Drosophila rhopaloa
Lineage: Eukaryota; Metazoa; Arthropoda; Insecta; Diptera; Drosophilidae
Product: trypsin-1
Exons: 2
Coding region: 73-1191 (372 amino acids)
Biological process (GO): proteolysis
Molecular function (GO): serine-type endopeptidase activity
Source: RefSeq, a predicted model, not a curated record